ACUCAACAAGAACGCCACUCUCCACCCAUCUCCGUCAAGAGCCGUUUAAGGGGAGUCUCGCUCACAGUCCCGGCUCCGCGGUGCUCUCUGACGAACACGUCGGGGUUCAGGAAAUACUCGGACUCUUUUCUACACAGCUGGUGUUAAUCAGGACCCCAGCACGCGGACACGGACGAGCCCGCCGGAGACUAGCUGUCGAGCAGCGGUGGACGCUUCAGGAGUUUGGAUUAACUCGAUUGUUUGUCGCUGACGGGAACACAAAAGCCCGUUCACGGAGCUUUACCGUGUUCAACACACACUCGGUUAUCGGAUGGACCAGCAUCCCAGUGCUCAGAGCUGCACCAGUCGUGGGGCUUCGUCCUGCGAGAGCAUCCUCACAGAACCCUCCAUGAAUCUUUACAUCCACUCCACCACUGGCACACGCUUCGAGCUUUCUCUGCCCCAAGAGGAGACAGUGGAGGGACUAAAAAAGAGGCUGUCGCAAAGACUUAAAGUAGCAAAAGACAAACUGGCUGUGCUUCACAAAGAAACGCGACUAAGUUCAGGCAAGCUCCAGGACCUAGGCAUCUCUGAUGGGAGCAAGCUAACACUUGUACCAACAGUUGAAGCAGGAUUAAUGUCUCAAGCAUCAAGACCAGAACAAUCAGUAAUGCAAGCCUUGGAGAGUCUAACAGAAAUUCAGGUUAGUGACUUUCUGUCUGGCCGCUCUCCCCUAACCCUGGCUCUGCGUGUGGGUGAUCACAUGAUGUUUGUCCAGCUUCAGUUGGCAGCCCAACAGUCUGGUGGUUCUCAGCUUCAUAAUAGGCAUCUCAUUACUCGAGGAGGAACAGAAGCCACCAUGGGACAGCCUACGGGACAGCCUCGUGUGCCCCACAUUCAUCCGCAAUCCCACCCUCACCAUCCACACAAUAAGCCCAGCCCACUCUUAUCUCGGCCUCAUUGUGUCCCCUCCUCCCCAUCUCACAGAGGCCCUCCUUCCUCUCCUCAGCCCUCCACACAGCAGCAGCCCGUGCCUUCCAUGUAUCACCAUUCGCCCUCCUCAGCUCCCAGUAGUACCCCUAUAUCUUCACCCAACCCUUCUUGCUCAUCCCACACCCCAGGUAGUUUUUUCCGUUCUUCUGCUCACUGUCAUCACCAUCACAAUCAUCAUCACCAACACCACCACCAUUACCACCAGCUCGCCUCAACUCUACCAAGCCAGGAUCUUGGCCAGGCAAACUGCAGCACAAACGGCUCUAACGCUGGCACUUGUAUCUCUCAACACUCCCGUAAACCUGGUGCCAUCAUUGAGAGCUUUGUUAACCAUGCUCCCGGGGUCUUCUCAGGGACUUUUUCAGGCACUUUGCAUCCAAAUUGCCAGGACAGCAAUGGGCGUCCAAGACGAGAUAUUGGGACCAUUUUGCAGAUCCUAAAUGACCUCUUAAGUGCCACACGGCAUUACCAGGGCAUGCCCCCCUCCUUCACCCAGCUACGUUACCAGACCCAGUUCGGUCCAUCCUCCUCCCCAUCCCCCUCACCUCCGCCAUCACCUCCAGCUGCUGGUGCUACAGGCCUCUCUCAUAAAGUUACCUCCGUACCUGCUGGUAACCCCAGCAGUCCUCCUUUGACUCUUCACCCGCUGGUGCAGUGCCAGAGCCAGAUCCACAUGUGCAAACCAGGUGAUCGCAUACGUCAGACUGAGAACCGAGCAACUCGCUGUAAGGUAGAGCGUCUGCAGCUGUUGAUGCAACAGAAGCGUCUGCGCAGAAAGGCUCGACGAGACCAACGCUCGCCGUACCAGUGGCUGCCCAACCGCAGGUCUGGAAGGAGCAACAGCAACAGCAGCAUGUCCAGUGAGGGCUCCCUGGACCUGGACUUUGACGAUUCAGUGUGGAAGCACGACGUGAAGGCAGACUUGAACUCCGAGUAUGUCAUGGCCUGAGCUGUGAGCGCCCCAUUACGAUUAAGAGAUGUGCAAAACAUUUCCUUGGAGUCACUUGGAGUGUGGAUGGAGAGACUGGAAGAGGGAACACUGCAAAUAUGAAUGAAAGGCUGUCAUGGUGACCCUCAUCUGCCACAUCGGGAAUAAAAGCUUCUUAAGGACUUUAAUCCUUCCUCUUAUAAAUAGCUGACAAUGUGGAGAGCAGAAUCCUUUGACACGAUACUUGGACUCAGCCAGUAAAUGGACUCUGCAGUGUAGAAAACCUUUGGCAUUUGAUGGCAGUUACCAUACCUGUGCUUGAGCAUAAACAUGUGGGGUGGUGGUGGGAUUUUUAGUGGGGUUUUUUGUUUGUUUUGUUUUCUACUGCACUCUGAGCAGACAUGAAUCGAUCCAGAUUGAACAUGUGAAGAGUUCAGGAUCACCAGAAACUUUGGAACAAGCCAGAGGUCAUUCUGGUUGGUCUCAAAAGUCCCCAACCAGAGAGCAGUAAUGGGCGGGGCGGGGGGGGGUAAACCUUUUCUUUUCCACUUAAGACAAAUGUUUAUAUUUUGUAAGCAAAACAUAAUAUGUAGCAUUGUUCACAGAGCAUUCAGGUUUGCAUACAACAAUUCAGAGUAGUUGCAUAUUUCUUUGAUUUACAACAGCUGGUCAAAAUGUACAACAGGAAGUGAGGCCUUGGGGGGGGGAUAAGUAACCACGAUGAUUAUGGAUCAUUAAUCACAGAUGAUACAACAUGAUUAAUGAAUAAAUAAAAUGAUUAUUAACAGCAAGUGCUUUAAAGGAUUUUAAAAUGUAUUUUAAAAUCAGUCUAUUUUUGUUUCUCUUCCUUUUCUAAAACAGCAGCCCUCCCUCUGUGGUUUAGUCAACUUGUUCUACCAGGAAUGAUGCGCAUCCAUUGAAUCAUCUGCUCAUUUGUGGACUGUUUGGUUUCAAACACAAGAAAAUGAUACUCCAGGAUUCUCGUCAUCCAGCCAGCGCGAUUAACUUUUAGAAUGUGACAACUAGCAAAGUGAAAGUGUGUAUGUUUGACUAUAUAGUCUAUUUAUUUGAAAUAAUUGUUCAUGUUUUUAGUUCCUCAAACGGUGAAGCUAAGCUACAGUAAAGGAACAGGUGACUCUUUCAUGCAGUUUCAGGACAAAGUCAUAAUUCUUCAAGACAAUCUGGCCACAGAGAAAAAAUAUGGCGUCCGAAAAUUAAUAGCUGGAAGCCCCUCCCCCUGCUGGAGCCAGCCACAAAAAACGCUAUUUGCGUCUGGAGCCCCCCCGUUUGAAGCUUUCCACUUUUUUCUCGUUUCUUUAUUUUUCUGACCCCUUUUUCCUUUUUUUUCUCUGAGCCACUCUGUCACCGAUUAAAAAAAAAGCCUUUCUCCGGCUUUUUCUCCGGAGGUAGACGGGUGUAAUUCUACAAAUGUGAACACUUGUUAAUAUUGACUUGAAAGAAAUGAAACGAUUAACGUUCUCUGUCCCAUUUGAAGCUCAUCUAGAAUCUACACACUUAACAUUUAGACAGUUACAGUUUAUCAUCAUUUAACCCUUUAACUACCCAAAAUUUAAAAAUAAAAACACCAAAACGUUUUUUUUUUUCUGCUGCUGCUUUUUUGCUUUGGUACAGAACCCCUAAAGGGACAUCAAAGUUUAAUAAAAAAGAAAAUUGAACUAAAAAAAGUUUUUUCUAAAAAUACUUAGGGGCUCUGUAAAAAAAAAUUGAAGUAAUAAAAGCAAGUUCUGGUGACUAACCAGAACUAGUUUUUCUAAAACUUAAAGUAGUUAAAUAUGGUUAGUAACUGAUGCACACCAGAUAGUAACUGUAUUAUUAUUUUUUUCCUAAAAUUGAAUUAAAAAAUGUUCUGGGUACCAAGUGUGAUGCACACCAAUUACUUACCAGAAUUCUUUUUUUAUUUCAUUUUUUGUAAAAAAACAAAAUCAAAUUACUUCAAUUUGUUUUCCUUUAAUUUCCCUUUAGGGGCUCCGUACUUUAGGGAGCAAUACACACAAUAUUUUAAAAAACAUGUUUUCUAAAUGUUUCCCACUGUUUGGUUGAGCUGGCAGUUAAAGGGUUAAAAGCUCAUAGUUCUGAAAAGUUUUUAAAAUAUAUUUGAAAGGGUUUCCAUAAGUUUAGGAAAUUGCCGCUUACGCAACCGACUAAAGUUCCAAAAUCCCUGCUUCCUGCUAGAGAUUGUUCCUGGCGCCAUCUUUCAUGUGACCAGAGGAUCCUCCAACUUUUGGCCUUUUUUAAAGUUCACCCCUGUCACAGGUCAUACGAAUGAUUUUAUUUUAUUUUUGUACCUUUUUCUUGCAUCAUUAUUUAGUGCCUCCACCAGAACAUCUAUGAACAUAUCAGGUUUGGCCUUCCACGACUUUGCUGCUAUAAACUUAGGAGCCUAAAGCAGGAGAGGUUUUGUUUGCAUGCAGAGGGAUAAAUUACACUGAUCUAUUUUCUAUUGAUGAAAGAAAAAAUAGAAUUUUGUGCUUUGAGGAAAAAAAACAACAAAAAAAAAAACGUAAAAACUUGCAUGAAUUUGUGAAGAAAAUGAAGUGCUGCUUUUGUUAGUUAGAAUUUUUUUGUAACUUUUAGUGUCAACACAACAAUCUAAAUGAUUACCACUCAAAGAAGACAGAGGGAGUGUGGGCUCAGCACUGAACAUUCCUGUUGUAGGAUAAAAAUACUCAGAUCGAGCAAAUGACUCUUCUGGCUUCAUCCCCAGUAGUUCACAAAGAUCCAGACAGCUGAGAAAAUGUUCAUCCCAGCGUCGUCCUCCCAGCCUGAACCCAAACCCCGGUCCGUUCUGGGACCCACAGACCUGUCUAUCAGACUCACCCAUGAACAUACCUGGUGUGAUUCUUGAUCCGUCUGUCUGACUGAACACCCAGCCGUAUACCAUUGUACUCCCAGUGAUUGCAGUGAGAUUAUUCUUUUGGUGAACCUAUUCUUUAUUCUGUUUUUUUUUUCAAGUGGCCUUAUGUUUCACAAAAAGCAAAAAUUGCAGACAAUGGAAUGGGAUGUUUUUUUUUGACAUGUUUUGUGUCAGUCAGACUUCUCAUGCUGCGACUUUGGUCACUGAGGACACUGGGCAUUUGAUGUGACUUUCCUGGUGGACUCUGUAUAUGUCCAGGUCUCUGUUGUGUGUGUGAAGAUGUUGCCCUCGGUGUCAGAUUGAUCUUUUUUGGUUGGUAAAGGAUCUUUUAGGGAAUCACGUUGUAAAAGUAGUUUGUAUUCCUCAAAUGUAGUUUAUUUGUUCCCCAUUUUGUCAUUGUGUUUCCAUGGUUGUUGGUGAUGCUAACAUCUCUCUUUGACUUCCAGCUAACAAGCUACAAAAAGUUAAAGCCUAUUAUGUAAAGGGUGGAGAUUUAGGCAACUGUCAGGUGGACAGAAAAGAUUCUGAGGACUUGGGACGACAUGCACUUCCUCUUUCCUUGAUAACAUUGGAAUCAAAGGACAAUUCGACGCCUGUCUCUCACAUAUUCUUGUGUGUAUAAACGUUACUGUGUGCCUCACAUUAUGGGUGAAACUCAAAAUAAGAAACAAAACAGGACAAAAGCCUUACAGAAAAGAUACAAUAUGGAAUUCUGAUCACGUUAUUUAAGUCGCCUGUUUUUUCUUGUAGCCAACAAUUAAAAAUAAAUUAAAAAAAAUGGAAAUUACAAUGUACUUGCUCUUGACCAGUGUAGCACAUGUGUGACUGUAUGAAUUUAUGAAACCAAAAUGUAACUGUGAAUUCUUUUGUUUUGGUCAGAGCAAAAGCUGUGGGCAUGCAGCAGCUGAUGCUCAAGUCCCACUUUUGUUUUUUUUUCUUUGGGUGGAAUAUAAUGGAAACUACAAGUUUCCCCAAAACAAGAACAAAAAAAGACAUUUUUUUUCUCAAGCAAUACAUUUCUUUGUGACUUGUGAUAUAUUUUUUUCCUUUUUUAGGUAAUAAAUAAAAACAAAAUGAUUACA
Messenger RNA from Oryzias melastigma (Indian medaka), 5857 nucleotides. RefSeq names its product midnolin (gene midn). Gene Ontology annotation, cellular component: nucleus. The record is from RefSeq and is a predicted model, not a curated record. Lineage: Eukaryota; Metazoa; Chordata; Actinopteri; Beloniformes; Adrianichthyidae. The transcript has 8 exons. Gene Ontology annotation, molecular function: protein binding. The coding region runs from base 311 to 1921 and encodes 536 amino acids.